Molecule: messenger RNA, 990 nt
Organism: Paraglomus brasilianum
Lineage: Eukaryota; Fungi; Glomeromycota; Glomeromycetes; Paraglomerales; Paraglomeraceae
Source: the annotation of a GenBank genome assembly
AUGUCAAAUAAGUUUAUCUUUUUCGCUUUGAUUCCGCUCUUAUUAAUACUAUAUCCAAGCGGCACUCCGCUAUCUGGAUAUAGAGAUUCUUGGGAGAGUGAUGACAUCAACAAGAGUACCAUUCCAUAUUUACCGGAUCAUUAUCAAGGUGGUGCAUAUGCCGACUUACCAUAUGGAGAGACACGAUAUUGGUUGUUUGGUCCGGAAGACGGAAAGAAGAUAACACUUGUUCAUGGCAUAGCAACUCCUGCAGCAAUCUUCACUGACGUGGCAGCAGAAUUAGCGAAAAAAGGGUAUCGAGUGUUAGUAUUUGAUCUUUAUGGAAGAGGAUAUUCAGCUAGCCCAUCUGUGCCUAACAACGAUGCAUUGUUUGUUUCUCAGCUUGCAAUGUUGUUAAAGAAAAUCGGAUGGAAAAAGACGGAUCUUCUCGGUGUGUCAUUAGGAGGAGGAAUUGUGGUGUCAUUUACUAGACACUUUCCAGAGACUGUCAAUUCAUUGAUACUGCUGGCCCCAGUAGGACUUAUGGAUGCAACUGAUAUACCUGUUUACGCAAGGGCAUUGAAGUUACCGGGAGUAUCUUCUAUUCUUGUUAACUCAUUCACAAGACGAUUGAUGGAGUCUCUUCUCCGCUGGCACAUAUCUCGGAAUCCCGAUGAUGAUUCGAAUGACUCAAGACUCAAAAAGCUGCAACAAAUUUCCAGCUAUCAGUUUGCUAAUCAUCUCGGGUUUUUGCAUUCCUUUGCCUCAACAGUCAAGCAUUUUCCAUUCUCCGAUUUGGGAAAAGCAUAUGAGGAAGUAGGGAAACAGAAUAGAAAAGUGAUGGUCAUAUGGGGUGAAGAAGAUACUACCGUGCCUUACAUCCACUCGGAAAAGGUUAUUUCUUACAUUCCCGAUGCGAAACUCGUCAAACUUACGGGGGAUGGACACAAUUUUCACGUGUUUCGACCGGAGUAUGUUGGUUCAAUGGUGGAUGAAUUUCUGAGAACGUGA